Knipowitschia caucasica is the source of this 2079-nucleotide messenger RNA. Lineage: Eukaryota; Metazoa; Chordata; Actinopteri; Gobiiformes; Gobiidae. The record is from the annotation of a GenBank genome assembly.
AUGGCUGAAGUGCUGGGACAGAGGAGCCUGCUGGGAGUGGGUGUGCUGCUGGCCUGGCUCGUGCUCUUCCACUUGUUUGUAAACAUCUGGCUGCUUUGUGUCUUCACCAGUCUCCUCGUGGUGCUCGGGGGCUGGCUGGGCUCCCAGGCUGCACUCGACUCCAACACUGUCCUCCACCUCGAGAGGUUUAUCACAAUGGAGCAGAUUUCUCCAUCUGAGGAGGAUGAGGAGCAGCUGGACCGAGAAAUCCACCACACUGUGAAGAAGAUUGUUCGAGACUUUGUGACGUCCUGGUACUCCACAGUGUCCACGGAGAACGCGUUUGAAUAUGGUGUUCACAACGCUAUGAUCUCUAUGUCCAUGGAGCUCAAACGACGAGCACGACAAGUGGACAGAAAGGAUUUGACGCUGAGAAUUCUGGAUCUCUUCGGAUGCCACUUGCAAGAUAUGCUGAAAGCCAAACAGCUUGUGCCUCAGCAGCAACGAUGUGUCAAAUGGGACAGCGAGAGGAUGUGGCGAGCGUACACCAGCACCACAGCACCACAUGUGGCCAUGAGCAGUAAAGGCUUGGAGAUAAACUACAUGAGGGCCGUGGUAGAUUUAAUUCUACACGUGACAUCUCCUAUGGGCUCGUUCAGUUUUGAGCCCCUGUCCAGCCCCGAAGGACCAGUGAUGAUCCAGAACCUCCGCAUUACCGGCACCAUUACGGCCAAGGAGCACCGUGGCACCGGCUCACACCCCUACACCCUCUACACUAUCAAAUAUGAGACUGCUGUGGGAUGUGAAAACCAGGAGAACAUGACUCCGAUCUCUGAGGAGGCCGUAGAGCAGAACGGCUCUGACGUUCAGUCGCCGGUUCAGAUCGCCUACCACAUGGUCAACAGGAGAUACAGCGAGUUUCUCAACCUUCAAACACGGCUGGAGGAGAGGGCUGAUCUCAGGAAGCUCAUCAAAGGGGUGAAGGGCCCAAAGAAAAUUUUUCCCGACAUGCCUUUUGGGAACAUGGACACUGACAAGAUAGAGGCGAGGAAGGGAUUACUGGAGACAUUUUUGAAGCAACUCUGUGCCAUCCCUGAAAUAGCCAACAGUGAGGAGAUGCAGGAGUUUCUGGCUCUAAACACAGAUGCCAGAAUUGCCUUUGUGAAAAAGCCUUUUAUAACAUCUCGUAUCGAUAAGAUUGUGGUGAAUGCUAUCGUCGACACACUUAAAACAGCUUUCCCUCGUUCGGAGCCUCAGAGUCCCACAGACGAUACUGAUGAGGCCGACGGUUUAAGAAUUGUAACUGACAAGAAAAACAAGUCGCGACUGAAGUUUUCUUCCAAGAGCGUUCCACUUAUGAACGGCUCAGAUGUCAGACCAACGCCUCUGUUCAGCGUCGACCAGAACGGCAAUGUUUUCAACGGAAUGACAUUGGAAGAUUUGGAAGCCUUCAUCGGUGAGCGUGAGAAAAUGGCCAUAAGACAAGACUCCUUUACAGCUGACAGCCCUACAGUGUCAGACACAACACAUUCUUCAAAUAUGGACACAAGAAUGAAGUCCAAUGAUGAAUCUGUUUCUGAGAUGCCGUUGGCCGAGGUGACCCUGAACAUCCUGUGUCUGCUGAUGAGAGAGCAGUGGAGCUGGCUCUGCACCGAAAACAUCCAGAGAACCUUUCGACUGCUGUUCGGGACGCUCCUCAACAGGUGGCUGGAUGUAAGUGUGGCAAACCUCCUCUGCACCAGGCAUUGGACAUGGUACCUGCAGGUGAUUCAGGAGGCUGUGUGGCCUGGAGGAUCACUGCCCUCUGCUCCAGCCGUAAUCCGUACUCAGCAGCAGAAAGAGGCCACCAAACAGGAAGCUCUGCAGUGUCUCAUGCAACUGUUACCAGAUUUGAUCUCCGAUAUUUUGGGAUCAGACAAGUACAAACUCAGCUGGGAAAGUGCCCUGGACUCUCUUCAGGAUCCAUAUAUUAACAGACACCUGGUUUACUGCAUCUUUGACUUGCUGCUGGAAUACCUGGUUCCUGAAACAUCUGAGGAAGAUUUCCAGAGGAGUUUGCUGCAGAGUCUGUCCAAAGUCCCUGAGAAGAUCCAGGCCUAA